CUGUCCUAAAGAUGGCACUGGUAGAAGAAGAUCCUGAAGAACAGAAUGCUGAUGUGGACCAGCAGAACCCAGAGCACCUCCACAUAAAGGAGGAACUGAAGGAACUCUGGACCAGUCUGGAGAGAGAGCAGCUCCAAUUGGAACAGGAGACUGAUGCCGUCAGGUUUCCAUUCACUGCAGUUUCUAUAAAGAGUGAGGAUGGUGCAGAGAAACCUGUGUUAUCACAGCUUCAUCAGCAACAAAUAGAAGAGACAGAUGUUCCAACCAGCAGCUCAGCUGACCAGAUGACAGCAGGAACAGGUGGAGAAGGAGAAACUAGCAGGAACUCAGAUCUAAACCCUCAUGAACAGACAUCUGACUCUGAUCUGUCAGACUUCUGGCCCGAAACUGGAGAAAGAGACAAUGACUCAAUAUUUAGCUGCCCAGAAUGUGGUAAACAAUUUGUCCAAAAGUGGUCUCUCCAGAUACAUUUGAGGGUGAUGGGUCAUUCAGAAAUAAGUUCUUCAGAUGGUUUGGUUAAUAAGAAAUUUGAUGGUGUGAAGCAACUCGUAGACUCACGCAGGAAACUGAAAUCAUAUAGUUGUCAUUACUGUAGAAAACGAUUUGUUUCAAAAUCACAUUUAGAGAGUCAUGAGAUUUUCCACACAGAACAAAAACCUUUUGUUUGUGAACUUUGUGGACAAAGAUUUACUAAAAAGCCAAGUUUAAACAAACACCUGAGAGCUCACUCAGGACAGAAACCUUUUGUUUGUGAGCUUUGUGGACAACGAUUUAGUGACAAGACAUAUUUAACUCGUCACAUGAACGUCCACACAGAACAUAAACCUUUUGCUUGUGGGCACUGCGGAAAAAGAUUUAGCAGGAGGCCAUAUUUAACCAGUCAUGUAAAAGUUCACACAGGACAUAAACCUUUUGCUUGCGGGCACUGUGGAAAAAGGUUUUACAAAAGGUCGUACUUGAACAGUCACACGAGAGUCCACACAGGACAGAAGCCUUUUGCUUGUGAGCUUUGUGGACAGCGAUUUAGUCAGAAGAAAACUUUAAAUACACACAUGACAGUCCACACAGGAAAGAAACCUUUUGCUUGUGGGCUUUGUGGACACAGAUUUUGCCAGAAGAAAAGUUUAAACAGACACAUGAGUCUGCACAAGACAUGAAGAGCUAAUUUACCAACUCGAGUAUCUAAAGGACCCUUGUAGUCUUUACAUCAAAGAUGUCAGUUUUGUACUCCUGGUGGCAGUCCUCUACCCUAGAUCUUAGCUACAUUAGGCCCAUAAGCCACCUCUUUCUGGGCCUCAAGCCAGAAUAGACUACAGUAAUACAUUCCUCAUUGGGAUCCCUGAAAAAAAUCAUUCAGAGAGUAGUACAUUACAUCCACAACUCAGCGGAUCCAACGCUGAAACGUCUGCCCACGUGGCAGAACGCCCGCCGCUGUCUGCUGAUGUGCUGCUCGUUCCACGAUGAGGGAAGGACAGCCAGAUCCCACGCAGAAACGCCUUCUGUCCCAAUGACCGCUCCACACUCCGUGCUUCUUCCAGACGCGCGCUGUUCCUCCAGCGAUCAGGAAACAGCUGAUCCAAUUACUUCUCUGCUGCCUUGAUUGCAGAGGACGCCAACCUUCCUUCGCCGACGGGACAGUUUUUUACCUUGAAAUAAAGCGCCAGUGCCCUAUACACUGGCACUACCUGGUAGCUGUUGCGGGUGGUCUUUACGUGUGCAUUAAGAAAUGCAGCUUGAGUUUAUUUCUGAUGAUGUUUAUUACUUGUCUUGUUCCAGAAUGUCCAGGAUCCAUUUACAGCCGUUAAAUUGGUUUGCAGUGAAUGCGUUACUUGCCCCAAUGACAGUCCGCAGAGUCCUUUACAUCCAGCCACAGUCCUCGCCACACAGUAAAAAACUGUUUGUCCCAUCCAGCCACACCUGAGUCCAAUCUGUGUUGGCUUAAGUAGGCUGGUGCUUCCACAAGCAAUUAACCAAUAACAUGAGGCCAAGCCUCCUCUCAAGUGCACAAAAAGAAAUGACACAUAUGGCUCCUACAACAGCUCUGCCAAACUGUACCACACCCCUAACUAAAUAUUCAGAGCUCCACAUCCUCAUACUUUUCAUGUCCAUACUUUUCAGUUGCCCAAAAUUUUCUAAAAUCUCUUUUUGUGCAUUGGUCUUAUUCUAAUAUUUUCAGACACUGAAUUUGGAAUUUUCAUUGGUUGUUUGUUUUAGUCAUCAAAAUUAAAGAAAUAAUCAUUUGAAAUAUAUCAGUCUGUGUUCAAUGGACGCAUCUAAUAUACAAGUUUAACUUUUUCUAAUGGAUUCACUGAAAUAAUUCUACUUUUUCCAUUAUAUUCUAAUUUUAUGAUCCGCAGCUACAGGUAGUUUCAUGGGUCACUUGUUGGCCUCCCGACCAAAUGAGAUCUUGGCCAUGGACUACACUGUGUUAGAACAUUCCUGCGGUGGGUGGGAAAAUGUUCUAGUGCUAACGGAUGUAUUUAGUAAAUACACUUUAGCGGUUCCCACCAGCAAUCAGCACGCAUCUACUGUGGCUCAGGUGUUAGUCACGGAGUGGUUCUCAAAGUUCGGAGUGCCCGCCCGCAUCCACUCUGAUCAGGGGCGGAACUUUGAGAGCACCAUCAUCCGUCAGUUGUGUGGCCUAUAUGACAUUGAGAAAACGCGCACUACCCCAUACCACCCUGCAGGUAAUGGGCAGUGCGAGAGAUUUAACAGGACACUACACCGUCUGCUGCAGACGUUACCUGUUUCUAGGAAACGAGACUGGAAUUCUUGUCUGCCGCAGUUACUGUAUUGUUACAACGCAACACCUCAUCAGGCGACAGGAGAGUCUCCAGUUUUUCUUGAUGUUUGGACAAGAACCUAGA
This is a messenger RNA of Nothobranchius furzeri (turquoise killifish), 2867 nucleotides long. The record is from RefSeq and is a predicted model, not a curated record. Lineage: Eukaryota; Metazoa; Chordata; Actinopteri; Cyprinodontiformes; Nothobranchiidae.